GUACAGUAAGUAAUGAAGACCAGAGACGCCUGCAAUCAUUCACCUUUGACCAACCAUUAAAGGGACAUGAUGAACUCAUUUCUAGAUUACUUCUCUGGUAGCGACAUGAAGGCAUUUACGACUAAAUUCUAUCACGAGGAGCGCAAGUCUGUGGAAUCGCACUAUACAAGGACUCCUGAGAGAUACGCGACAGGUAUUGUGGAUCAUUUUAACAACAGCCGGUUGUUAUCAGAAGCGAAUGAAGAUGUGAGUGAAGCUCAAUAUGAUUCCAGUGCAACUCUGUCUGAAGCUGAUAACUUUGGCUUCGGAUUGGUUCAUGCAGUAGCUCAUGGAUACAGUAGUAACUCAGGGAACGGCAGGAAGAAUGCCCAAGACAGUAACCGCGCACACUCAUGGAACGAGUCGUAUCUCAGUCAUCAAAUGGAGAACUACCAAAAUGACUCGAAUAACUACGAGCAACAAAACUGCACGUUUUUUCGGGAAUCCUCUCUCAGUUGUCAGAAUUUAUCGCAAAAUCAAGGGAUCCGCUCACAGGCUGUUCUUAGGCAAGAAGGUAGACCAGUGACAGCAAAUGCGUUCGAGUGGAUGAAGAUAAAAAGGAAUAACCAGAAAACUAGCAAAGCACCAGAGUAUGGGCAGGGGAACACCGUAGCAACCGCACGAACCAAUUUUACAACUAAACAGCUUACAGAGCUGGAGAAGGAAUUUCAUUUCAACAAAUAUCUCACCAGGUCAAGACGAGUUGAGGUAGCGCAUAGCCUGCAGCUAACUGAAACACAAGUGAAAAUCUGGUUUCAGAACAGAAGAAUGAAACAGAAGAGAAGAGACAAGGAGGGCCUGGCUGUGGUCACUUCAUGUCCAAGCGCGAAAAAUUCAGAAUCAUCUUCCUCAUCUGAGCUCAACUCUCCUAUAUCCACACCACCUAGCUCUCCAAUUACCGUCCAUUCAACUUAAAUGCACAGUGUUGAACAUUUUUACUCUUUUUGUAUUGACUUUUUCUUAUGUAUAUUUGGGAAUUACCCUUUGCACUAAUGUUUGUUAUUAAUUAAGUUAUAAAUGUAUUCAUUUUUUUGUGCCUUGUAAGAUGGUGCUGCCUUUCAGAAGAAACAGGAUACAACAUUGUUGUGCCUUUGCCUGUGUGGGGGAUAUUGUUCAAGGAAGUUGCUCAAAGCUACCUGAAACCAGUUUCAGUAUUCACUUAAAUGCCUUGAUUAUCUUAAUUUGCCUUGUACUAAGGAAUCCAAAUAUUUGAGAUAGAAUGCCUUAAAUAAGUAUCUGCUGAUUUGUAUCAUGUCAGGUUGUCCUCAGGAAAGUUCUCAGCCUGCUGAAGCAUGCACUAAGAGACUCAGGUUCAGAGGUUAACUUGACGUUUGUUCUCCUUUCUGCAACACACAAGAUUUAAAAAAGGUAACAAAACUACUGCAGAAUAGAAGGACAUACAUGCCUUGUUUUAUUUAAUGAUUAAACACAUGUGGAUUGUCACAGGACUGUCACAGCAACCAUUCAACAGGAGAAUCACAAUACGUGGCCUAUGUUAUAUUGAUGACUCAUCUGAUUUUUACUUACAUGUCCUAUGAAAUGUUGUACACUUGUGGAAACUAUGUGAUUGAGUCUGUUUUGGAUUUUCACAGACACAUUUAAACUCUAGUGACAAUAUUGCUGCUGGUGGAUGUCACGAGUGAAUAUGAAUACUGUUGCCUUUAUAAAAUGUUUCUGUACCACACUGUGCCGACAUGAGGAUUAUCACACUGUCUCUAGCCAUUAUUAGUUUCAUGUGGUAAUGUACGUUCAGCCUUUUUGCUGAAAAACAUCAUCGGGAUCAAGACAACUUAAGGAUGCUCUUCAGACAUAUACAGACAAUUUAACCAUAUUUACAUGUCAAUAACAAAAGUCAUGCCAACACAAUGAUUACUUGAUGAGACUUGAACAAGAACAUGUAUUCUAUGUAAUGAAGUUAAAGUCAGGCUGUGAAAUUGGGCUACAUCAAAAGUGUCUUAAAUUGUUGUUCUUUCCCUGUUUAUUUUGUUUGACAAUUUUAUGGGAAUAUUGGCUCUAAUGGUCAUUAUAACUUGAAAAUACUAAAUAAACUGAAUCAAAUGGGAAAAAACUGAAUGCAAAUUACUUUGAACCAU
This is a messenger RNA of Clupea harengus (Atlantic herring), 2132 nucleotides long. Its product is annotated as homeobox protein Hox-A1. The coding region runs from base 67 to 954 and encodes 295 amino acids. The transcript is spliced from 2 exons. Lineage: Eukaryota; Metazoa; Chordata; Actinopteri; Clupeiformes; Clupeidae. The record is from RefSeq and is a predicted model, not a curated record.